Copidosoma floridanum is the source of this 2746-nucleotide messenger RNA. RefSeq names its product armadillo-like helical domain-containing protein 3. NCBI's taxonomy places the organism in Eukaryota, Metazoa, Arthropoda, Insecta, Hymenoptera, Encyrtidae. Gene Ontology annotation, cellular component: cytosol. The record is from RefSeq and is a predicted model, not a curated record.
UGCGAAAAACAAAUGUAUUAUAAUUGUCGAGGGUCGAGGGUCGAAGGUGGUGGUGCAGUUUUCGAUUUUCACGCCUGACCUAACAUGACACUCCUCUCUCGCAAGUAGUGCAAUGUCAAAAGAGUGUCUCAACUUUUCCGCUGCAGUUUUCACUGUGUCUCCAGUACCUAUCUUGUGUUCUUCAUUUUUUAAAUUUUGUUAAAAUAUAUUUACAUUUCUAGCUUCUCAAAUGCAUUAAUACACAACCAUUCACUGUUUGUGCAAUUGUCAAUAGCCUUUUUUAAAAUAUAAUCUAUAAGUUUACAAAUAAAAAAAAGCAGGACGCAUUCCAUAAUUGAUGUAACCAGCUUUGUUUCAUGGGUGCCACACAAGGCAUGUAAGUUUUCAGACAGGAAGAAUGCCUAACUGCAGUUUGGUUUGUUAAUUUUGAAGUCGUACAACGAUGGCUACGAGGAAGCGAAGCGAGUCUGGUGCCAAGCGCCAGUACCGAGGCAAAUUUUACACCAUGUACGAGAGCCUGUUCAGAGGCGAGGAGCUGACUGUUAGCAACCCCAACUACUGGAACGAGCUGUUCCUGAUCAAGCCUAUUGUGUCACACAUAGAUAGCGAAAUACUCAAGUUGAACGAGGAGAUGUUCUGCCAGUGCAAGAGGAACCUCAAUCUUCUAGUGUCGCAUUGCAUCGACGCCCUGGGGGAUGAAAACGCCUACAGAAUAGUUUACUCCAUGCAGACCCUGUCGGCUGUGCUGUUUGCGCUUUACAAGAAGGCCAAUCAGAACGACAAGAGCUUUGAUUUCAUAGACGUUACCUUUGGAGAUGAGAAUGUUGAAGAGAGGAUGACUGUGUUUAUACAGCACAGCAACAUCUUUUUGAAUGGUGAAUACUCCGCGACCCUCAAGUCCAUGUAUUUAAAACUGUUUUUGAUCAUUGCCACUGGACUGGAUAACAUCAACCAAAACAUGCUUCUGGAUUUUGUCAUGAGUAGCAGUGUAUUUGAAUCUCUGAUACAGCUGCUACGGGAAACUGCUGCAAGAAACGAGCAUGGGUACAACGUAGUUUUGAUCCUUACUCUUCUUGUCAACUACAGGAAACAUGAGAGUGCGAAUCCUUUUAUAGUAAAAUUGUCGAUUUUAGAUGAUGAACUUGCCUUGAAUGGAUAUGGGCAAGUUAUUUCAAGUUCACUGUCAACGUUUUGUAGACAGUUUGAUCAACUCAAGCCUGAUGUUCAAGUGUCUUGGCUUUCAUCUCUGACAAAUAUGAUUGGUAAUAUUUUUGUCGGCGAAGAGGAGGCAAAGAGCCAGCAAAUUCGAGAAAAUAAUGCUCUGCUGCUUGCUCUCUACGAGGCGACUCAUCUCAAUAGAAACUUCGUUACUACUUUGGCCUACACACAGAGUGACACAAGUUCCCCGCCAUCACCGAACAAUACACUGAAUGCUAAUCAAAAGCUUUUGGGAUUUCAAGCUCCGGACGUCACAACUCAGCCGGUAAAUUUGUUGGCUGUCUUUUUUCAGUACUGUUCGAUCGUGAUUCAAGCAACAAAAACGGAAAAAGUCAUUCACAAUGUUAAACUGUGUUUCCUGAUCAUGAGUUGCAUUUCCGAAGACCAAUACGCCAAUAGUUUGAUGCACGACGCCAAUCUCGCGUUUAGGGUUCAGCUGCAUAAGAUGCCAAUGCAUCACAGAAAAAGUAACAACAAAAUUGUAUCUGCCCAACCGUUAGCUGCAACGCUGUUGGAUCUCCUUGUGGAAUUUAUAACUUCGCACAUGAUGAAAAAAUUUCCCCUUGAACUUUAUCACCAUUGUAUAGGGAUUUUGUUGAGAAUACUGUGUUAUCAGAAACGCUGUCGCGUCAGAUUAUCUUAUCAGUGGAUAAACUUGUGGACCGUGCUUAUAAAUCUUUUAAAAUUUUUAUCCUCGCAUGAAAGCUACUUUGUUAAAAAAAUGGACAUUUUUUCUUUGUCCACUAAAGUUGUUAACAUACUGAAUAUAUUCGUGACUUACGGUGAUAUGUUUCUCUCGUCUUACAACACUUAUGAUGAACUCUUUUACGAAAUCAUAAGAAUGAAAUUAAUAUUCAUAAAUCUCAAUACAAUGGGCAUCAGGUACUCAACCAAUGAAUCUUACGAGUAUAAGGAGAGUGCACUUAAAUUGACCAAUUCAUUGGUCAAUAUACGUGACAUUUUGAAUCACUUUUCGCCAAAAAUAAGCGAAUGGCUGGCCAAGGAAAAUAUUUCCACACCGUCGGAACAGCAAAUUAUGGACGUGAUAAAUGAAAACUACAACAGCUUGACUUUGAAAUUACUAGACAACUUGGAUCAAUUUGAAAGGUACUCUGAAAAUCCAAAGCAUUUUGAAUUCUUUAGUAGUUUAGUAAGGAGUAUUAUUUCAACUACACGCACUUCUAUCGACAUUAACACAUUGGAUGUUGAAACUAUUCUCAAAGAGUACUGCAAUAGUUCCUGAAAUUGAGAUGAUUGCUCCGUGGAUAGUAAUCACUUUUAUCCAGUGUCUUGUCAAAUAAAUUGUUGAAUAUUCUAGCAGCUUUCAUGAAGUUUUGAAAAGGAAGUUGAAAUUGUUUUAUUUUAUUUAAUUUUUCGUACAAUAAAAAAUUAAAAAAUAACGAAAAGAACGUGAAAUGAUGGUAAGCUGAUAUGAUAUUUUUGUACUGUUACUAUUUUUCAAAUACGCAUCAUUUUCAUGUUCACAGAACACAAUUAAUAAAAAUACUUAACUUUUGUCUAUCAAAAA